CUCCUUCUCCGGGCGGAGAGCAUCUAGAAGAAACGAGGCACCCCACCCUCCACAUUCCUCCAGGCCCAGGACAGUGAGCCGUGCAGAGAAAGUGCCAGGUCACAGGCUGGACACCGGUCACCUAGCCUAGCUUAGUGGACUGGCAGAUGGACAAGUUUUCGGCACCUUAGCUGCUCCUGGGAGCUCAGGGCAGAAGCACAAGGAGCAGCCCUGCUGAUCAGGUGGCCAAGUCCCAGGGUUCGAAGGUGCCUAGACCUGCCAGGGGUCCUGCAACCCCUUCGCUGGAACGUCUUCCUGGAGCAGGACAAAAAGCAUCCAGUCCCUGCCUCUCCCAUCUCUGUGAAGAGACCGGCUUCUAACAGACAGUGCUGGGCUGACUUGCCAUCAUGCCAGGUCUGCUCAGUCUCCCAACACUUUGCCACUUCCUUCUCCCUUGGGCCUUCGCCAUUCUCCACAAAGCCCUGGGGGACGCAGCACCCCACCCUGGUCCCCACUACCUCCUGCCCCCCAUCCACGAGGUCAUUCACUCUCAUCGUGGGGCCACGGCCACGCUGCCCUGCGUCCUGGGCACCCCGCCUCCCAGCUACAAGGUCCGCUGGAGCAAAGUGGAGCCCGGGGAGCUCCGGGAAACGCUGAUCCUCAUCACCAACGGCCUGCACGCCCGGGGCUACGGGCCCCUGGGGGGGCGUGCCAGGAUGCGGAGGGGGCACCGGCUGGACGCCUCCCUAGUCAUCGAGGGCGUGCGCCUGGAGGACGAGGGCAGGUACCGCUGUGAACUCAUCAACGGCAUCGAGGACGAGAGCGUGGCGCUGACGCUGCGCCUGGAGGGAGUGGUGUUUCCGUACCAGCCCAGCCGGGGCCGGUACCAGUUUAAUUACUACGAGGCGAAACAAGCAUGCGAGGAGCAGGACGGGCGUCUGGCCACCUACGCCCAGCUGUACCAGGCGUGGACCGAGGGCCUGGACUGGUGCAACGCGGGCUGGCUGCUCGAGGGCUCGGUGCGCUACCCGGUGCUCACGGCGCGCGCCCCGUGCGGCGGCCGGGGGCGGCCGGGGAUCCGCAGCUACGGGCCCCGAGACCGGAAGCGCGACCGCUACGACGCCUUCUGCUUCACUUCGGUGACUGCAGGCCACGUGUUCUUCGUGCCCGGGCGGCUGACGCUGUCCGAAGCGCACGCGGCGUGCCGGCGACGCGGGGCCACGGUGGCCAAGGUCGGGCACCUCUACGCUGCCUGGAAGUUCUCGGGGCUGGACCAGUGCGACGGCGGCUGGCUGGCGGAUGGCAGCGUGCGCUUCCCCAUCACGUCGCCGCGGCCGCGCUGCGGGGGCCUCCCCGACCCCGGCGUGCGCAGCUUUGGCUUCCCGCGAGCCCAGCAGGCGGCCUUCGGGACCUACUGCUACUCGGAGUAGGGCCGCCGCGGCCCGGGCGCGAGACCUCCCGCCGCCCCCAUUCCGCAGCCCGCCACGGCCGGGGGUCCCGGGGUCCCGCCGGGCCGGGCGUGGUGGAAGAGGUGGGAGCGCCCGGCGGGACCUCGGACGCGCGGAUCCCGCGGAG
Messenger RNA from Lutra lutra (Eurasian river otter), 1554 nucleotides. It is a transcript of the gene HAPLN2, whose product is annotated as hyaluronan and proteoglycan link protein 2. The coding region runs from base 387 to 1409 and encodes 340 amino acids. NCBI's taxonomy places the organism in Eukaryota, Metazoa, Chordata, Mammalia, Carnivora, Mustelidae. Gene Ontology annotation, biological process: cell adhesion. The record is from RefSeq and is a predicted model, not a curated record. The transcript is spliced from 7 exons. Gene Ontology annotation, molecular function: hyaluronic acid binding.